This is a messenger RNA of Sipha flava (yellow sugarcane aphid), 1648 nucleotides long. RefSeq names its product ataxin-2 homolog. Gene Ontology annotation, cellular component: cytoplasmic stress granule. Gene Ontology annotation, biological process: cytoplasmic stress granule assembly. The record is from RefSeq and is a predicted model, not a curated record. The coding region runs from base 134 to 1648 and encodes 504 amino acids. The transcript is spliced from 7 exons. NCBI's taxonomy places the organism in Eukaryota, Metazoa, Arthropoda, Insecta, Hemiptera, Aphididae. Gene Ontology annotation, molecular function: RNA binding.
UUCAAGGUUGUUGAAUCAUUGUAUUGGAUUGAUCUACCUCCUUCAAACCAAGAUACUAGUUUAACUGUUGCAGCUUAUAUUAACAUUUUUUCAUUUAGUUUAGCUCAUUUCACGAAACACAACUGUAGGUAGUAUGGCUCAAAGAAAUUGUAAAUUCCAAACAGAUACGGCUAUCAGUAAAUAUAACCGUAAAAACCAUAAACGCGAUGAAGUUCUGGACGUGAGGGUAUCGUCGUCUAGAGAUGAUGAUGAUAUGAGGCGAUUUGAGAUUAUAGAUUCUGGAAGUAAUAAUGAUAAUGGUUGGGAUGUAAAUGAUAUGUUUAAACAAAAUGAAAUAAAAUAUGGUGUCAAAUCAACAUUUGAUGAAUCAUUAAAAGAUUAUACGACUGAAAUAAACAGAGAUGCAUCAGAUUUCAAGGAGUUAGAAGCAAAAGCUGCUCAUUUGGCAAAGAAAAUUCAGAGGAACGCGAUUUCCCAAAAAAGAGCCGAAUUGGAAAAUUGCGAUGAAGAAGAAAUUCGAAAUAAUAAAUUACAAAGACCGGAAUCUCAACAGUAUUAUAGUAAUCAUCGCUAUUCUCAAAAAAUUCAAAAUAAUCGAUUCAAAUAUUCAAAAACUCCUAUGAACGAAUGGCAGAAAUUUGUUUGUAGUUUAGAAACCAAAAAUGUUCAUCGAAACCGUGGACGAUAUAUUCAAAAUUACGAUAUUUUAAACGCAUCUACACCACCCCAAUACCAAGACGAAAAUAAUAAUGGACCUUCAGUUGUUAAUCAUAUAUCUCCUGCCAUCGUGAUUGAUAACAAUAAUAAAUGUAAUCAUCUUAGUAAUCAUCGUUAUUCCCAAAAAAUUCAAAAUAAUCGACACAAAUAUUCAAAAAAUCCUAUGAACGAAUGGCAGAAAUUUGUUGCUGGUUUAGAAACCAAAAAUGUUCAUCAAGUUGUACAAGAUCUGAAUGAAAAAGUUGGUAUUUCUAGAUGUAUAACAAACACUGAACAACUUGAUAUCGUGAUGUCUUGUCCAGAGGUUAGAUCUCAGAUAAUAGUUUCCUCUGAUAAAUGUGAUCCAAAAAGUGAAAUACCACCGGUUCCUAUUAGUGAUGAUGACAAAAAUGAUCUCGAGAAAACCAGUACGGGUGUUACUGAUAUACAAAUUCAAGAACACAAAGAUGAAUCUCAAUUAUUCUUAAAUUAUGACUUACAAAGUACUGAAAAUGAAAAUAUUGUCGUAGACAAAAUUCAAGAAAACGAUGUAGAACAAUCCAUUAUUGAUUGUCAUAAUGGUGACUUAAUAAUCCAAAACAAUCCUACUAAUCAGUCGAGUUUGGAUAUUUUUUCUCGAACAUUAAAUGAACCACCAUACGGAAAAGCAGAAAUAAUUGAAAUGAAGAAUGAAAAAAGUAUUCGUUUCAAAUUUAAUCCGUUAGUUAAAGAAUUCAAACCAUUUAAUCCACCGGAAACCAGUCAAUUACCACCUACAACAUCAUCAUACAACGUCGUCAUGCCAGCUUUGAUACUAACCCCAGUAUACCAUCAACAGGCGGUUCCAUUUGCAAUUAUGCAACCUAGAUAUUUAUAUGGGUAUUCGGAGUUUGUGAUUGGUUUCGAACAGACACUUCUACCAAUCAUUUCCAUGGUUUCAAAUAUUCCAUGA